Messenger RNA from Neurospora tetraspora, 651 nucleotides. RefSeq names its product cytochrome oxidase complex assembly protein 1-domain-containing protein. Gene Ontology annotation, biological process: mitochondrial respiratory chain complex IV assembly. Bases 1 to 651 code for a protein of 216 amino acids. The record is from RefSeq and is a predicted model, not a curated record. Gene Ontology annotation, cellular component: mitochondrial inner membrane. NCBI's taxonomy places the organism in Eukaryota, Fungi, Ascomycota, Sordariomycetes, Sordariales, Sordariaceae. The transcript has 2 exons.
AUGCUCUCAAGGAUAACACAACGUAUGGCCCUGAAGAGGGCCUUGGCGAGGCCUUCCCCUUGCGCCAAGGGCCGUGCACCCCAGACCCAGAGGAGAUCUCUCACAUCGGCACCCAGGCCUGGCGAUGGUCCGUUGAUGGAGAGGCGAGCUGAUCGUGAACUUCCUGACGUCCAAACCUCCCGCUUCCGCUGGUCCCGCACCUUCCCCAUCUUCUUCGGCAUCGUAGCCGCCACCUCGAUCGCCAUCUUCAACUACCAGAAACUCUCCUCGCCCGUCGUGGAAUCGACGCUGUACGCCCUGCGCACCAACGCGCGCGCGCGCGAGUACCUGGGCGACGAGAUCUACUUCAAGGCGCAGAUCCCCUGGAUUUCCGGAGAGAUGAACCAGCUGCACGGCCGCAUCGACAUCAAGUUCAACGUCAAGGGCACCAAGCGCACGGGCGUGAUGCGCUUCGCCAGCUUCCGGCCCACGCCCCGGGGCAUGUUCGAGACGACCGAGUGGAGUCUGGAGACGGAGGACGGAAAGGUCAUUGACCUGCUGGAGGAGGGCGAUCCGUUCAGGGCUAUCAACGGCCGCGGGGCGGAGCCUGAGCUGGAUCUGGAUGAUGCUGAGGAUGCCAAGGUUAGGGGGUUUAGGCAGAUGCCCAAGUAA